Messenger RNA from Hevea brasiliensis (rubber tree), 1223 nucleotides. Its product is annotated as membrane-anchored ubiquitin-fold protein 2. The coding region runs from base 581 to 934 and encodes 117 amino acids. Gene Ontology annotation, molecular function: protein binding. Lineage: Eukaryota; Viridiplantae; Streptophyta; Magnoliopsida; Malpighiales; Euphorbiaceae. The transcript is spliced from 5 exons. The record is from RefSeq and is a predicted model, not a curated record.
UACUGGAAACAAAUAUAAAAAUUUGUGACUUUGGCUUGUAUAAAAAGGGAAAAGGCAGUGGAUCUUGAUCAAUGGCUAGGAUGGUGGACACACAAAAUUUAUGUGAAACACGAUAGUGUGGUCUGAUUUUAACAUUGGGUGACAUGGUGCAUGGUGGGAAGCUGGCCAAAAUGGUCUGUCUAUGUUUUCAAAAGAGAGAAAUCUGUCUAUUUCCAUGGUCUUAGGAGAUUGCUAGGAGAAGCAAGAAUGGAAGCAUUGACCAUAGAUUUGGAAGACUUUGAAAACUCCGAAACAGCCUCCUUUCUGGGGAGUUAUUUGAUCUCUUCAUCUCCAUUUACCAUUCUCCAUUGAUAUACAAAUCACUUUUCUUCUCCUUCUUCUUCUUCUUCUAAAGCCCGGAUUUUUAGCCAAAAAGAGAUUGACCCAGAUCAGCUUUGCAGCCAACAGGGGUAAACGAUUCAGAAUUUUGGUUAAAUCUUUGUCUUCGUGAGGAGCAGGUUUAGGUGGCUAUCGAAUUCAGAUAGAAAAUUUCACUGAGAUUUGUGGAUAGUUUAGGUCGGAAGUUGGUGAUUCUCUAAAGAUGGCUGGGGUGCAAGAUCAGUUAGAGAUCAAGUUUCGAUUGACUGAUGGAUCUGAUAUUGGUCCCAAAACCUUUCCUGCUGCCACAAGUGUUGCAACCUUGAAGGAGAGUAUUCUCUCUCAAUGGCCUAAAGAGAAGGAGAAUAGUCCAAGGACAGUGAAAGAUCUCAAGUUAAUAAGUGCGGGAAAAAUACUGGAGAACAACAUAACUGUGGGGGAAUGCCGGAGCCCCCUGUGUGAUAUCCCUGGUGGCGUUACAACCAUGCAUGUAGUUGUUCAACCAUCUUCCUUGGAUAAAGAAAAGAAAUCAAUCAGCCAAUCAAAGCAGAACAAAUGUGUUUGUGUUAUAUUAUAACUACAGCUCCCUGAGCAAGGAUGACAUCAAGGUAAAGAGUUUGGAGCUGGUUUAGAUAACAAAGCUGGUGAAUUGCUUAUUGGUGAUAGGCAAUGGCAUUUUGCACACUUAUCAUAGGUCAUCUUUUUGUACCAUUCUUUGCCUUCAUCAUAUAGCCGUGUUUCAAUCCAUUUGGUAUACUGUGAUUAAUGUUAAGUUUGAAUUUGCCUCAGCUUGUAUGCAACUAGAUCUCAGAUUUAUAUGUUGAAAGUUACCGAUAGAUGAAUAUUUUCAUAUUUUUCAUUUCAAA